Molecule: messenger RNA, 5713 nt
Organism: Pezoporus occidentalis (night parrot)
Lineage: Eukaryota; Metazoa; Chordata; Aves; Psittaciformes; Psittacidae
Gene: IL23R
Product: interleukin 23 receptor
Exons: 14
Coding region: 77-2800 (907 amino acids)
Cellular component (GO): membrane
Molecular function (GO): protein binding; cytokine receptor activity
Source: RefSeq, a predicted model, not a curated record
UGUGCUUCUGUGUGAGCAGAAGUGAAGGACUGGGGAAAUCCCACAGAUAGGAGAACCAAGAGGAAUACCACUGGAGAUGGGGCAAGUGGCCUCGGGGCUGCUCCCCGGGGCAGACACUGGGGUUCUCAAUCCCCGAGUGCCCACGGGCUCAUUCCCCCCCCCUCCUCCUGUGAGCACAGCCUUGCCUGACCCCAGAGCCCCAGGGAAAUCCUUGCCACGCAUCCCCAUUCCCACCUCCGGGAUGGUCCCUGCGCACCCCAGGGUGAGGGCAGACGCGGCUGCACGGGGCAGCGGUGUUCCCGGUGUGACAGCUCCCACCUUUCCUCCCUCCAGACUAUGCCACGUGCGGGCAGUGAGCACAGCCCGGGCCAUGGCGGGGUCCAGCGAGGCUUUGGCACUGCACAUCCUGCUCUGCUGCCUGUGUGCAGGGGUUGCCAACAUCAGGUGCUCGGGACACGUCUGGAUCGAGCCCGCUCCGGUGGUGCGGAUGGGCACCAACAUCUCCAUCAACUGCAUCUCCACCCUCGGCUGCCCCUGGGCCAAGUUCCGCAUCUUCUUCAACUACAGCCACGCUGAGGGGACCCCAGCCCCCCUCAACAGCAGCAGCGUCCAGCUCCGGCUGCGGGAGUUCCGGAUGCCCUUUGGGAGCGUGACCUGCUUCGCCCGCUGCCCCAACACCAACAUGUACCAGCUCGUGUGCGGCACCACCGUCCUGGCCGGCUACCCCCCGGACCCCCCCAGCAACCUGACCUGCGCCAUCCAGGAGCGCUCGGGACACAUGGCAUGCACAUGGGAUACAGGGCAGACAACCCACCUGCCCACCCAGUACACCCUCCACCUGCGCAGAGUGCGGACAGCAGUGACAGAGGAUGCUAAGGAGGAUGAUGAUGAUGAAGAGGAGGAGAAGGUCUUCCCUGCAGGCUCACUGGUACCAGUGAGCAGCCUGCAUGGUGGGAACCACUACUCAGCAUGGGUGCAGGCCAGCAACAUGCUGGGUGCUGCCCGCUCAGCCCCUCAGCACCUCAACCUGCAGCAGCUCGUGAUCCCCGCUCUGCCCCUGCUCACCGGUGCAGAGACAACAGAGAGCUCAGCUCCCAUCACCACCAUCCACUGGAAGAGGCAGACGCUGCUGGGGAGCGUGCGCUGUGAGGAGCGGCACAAAGCCACGGGCAGCGCGGCGUGGCAAGUGGAGGUGUGGGACAGUACGGCCCAGCAGGGCUCCCGCUCACAGCACAGCCUGCACAGUGACACCCAGUACGUGUUCCAGGUCCGGUGCCGGCUCAGCGCUGCCGACAGCCCCUGGAGCGCCUGGAGCUCCCCCUUCCUCUACACCACCCCCGAGGCAGCCCCCGCGGCAGCUCCCGAUGUCUGGCGGCGCCUGGGCCCGGCGUUCCCGAACGGCAGCCACGAGGUGACGGUCUUGAUCAAGCCCCUGGCACCCCAGGAUGCCCGCGGGAGGAUCCUGGGCUACUCCGUGACCGCCGAGAUCCCUGCGGGACGGGUGCUGCUCUGCAACACCUCCAGCACGGGGUGCAGUGUCCUGGUGCCCCCGGGGGCCCGCACCCUCCGUGUCACCGCUCACAACUCCAAGGGGGCUUCCAGCCCCGCCAACAUCACCCUCACCCAGGGCAGCAGCAGCCUCGAAGAGUUCCCAGCACCAGUGGCUGUGGAGGUCAAGCCUGAGAACCAGAGCAAGGUCCUGGUGGCCUGGCAGCCCCCCAGCCCCAGCAGGAGGCCCCCUCUGUGGUUCAUCGUGGAAUGGGUUUCCACCACCCCAUACAGCCCAAAGGAGCAGUACUUCUGGAAGAAAGUCCCGUACCAGGCAACAUACACAGACAUCCAAGCAGAGGCAGGAGCUGGAGGUCACAUCAAUGUGUCAGUAUACGCAGUCUACCCCGAUGGAGCCAGCAAACCCAGCUCCAGCCAAGUACCUGCAGAAGACCAGCUCCUGGAGAGCACCUACGGCAGCACCUACAGCGAGCUCUCCCAUGAUGAUGACAUUGGACUUUUCCUGGGACUGGGCAUCAGCGUGGUCGUAUUAUCGGUUGUUGUCAUAAUUCUGAUGUUUAAAAAAUCAGCCAGAAAAAGAAUUCAUGCCCUGGUUGUGUCAAUCCUGCCAAAAUGGCUGUUUGAAGACAUUCCCCACAUGGAAAACAGCAACAUGGUGAAGUUGCUCCAGAAAAACAGUGAUUUCCUGAGGAACAGCCUCCAUGAGCCGUUUGUGGACACCAGGGACCCCGCAGUUAUGGAAGUAGAGGAGGUGCCAGCACACGAGGAGUACAAGAACAUAGUCACCAGAAGGAAUCCCAGCAGAGAGAUCCCCAAGGACGGGGAGCUCAAGGAGAGCACGGUGCCUGCUACCGCCAUGCCCUUCGAGCACAUCAGUGACUACAAACCUCAGGUGUCCGAUGGGAACGCGCUGGGAUACGUAGCAGCCAAUAUUUACCAAACACAGCCCCCAGCAUCCCUCCCAGAACCGGAGACAAACCUCUUCUUCAGAGACUACACGAGCCCCUUUCCCCACACGUGGGACGGGGAGGGAGGGGGACACCACGUCUGCCUGCUGGAGCACAUCAACCUCGUCCUGAGCAACAGCCAGAGCGGGCAAAGCCACACGUUCAGCUCAGCGCAGGCGGGAUGUGGCUCCAUCCUGGACAACCAGUGGGGACACGCUGCGGCCGGUGAGGUUCAAGAGCAAAUGCUGGUCCCCGAUGAGCUGCUCUCCUGCCUGCGAGCCACGAAUGGGCAGUCGGUGGAUAUAAACCCCUGCUUUCCACAGAACAUCGGAAGAUUACUUUGAGGGAUGGUGCAGCUCUGUUUAAAAACCCCCAAAGUGAUGAUCAUGGCACAUUUCAGCCUCGGAGACUGCAAACAGCAGUCAUAGAAAGGUUUGGGUUGGAAGGGAGCUUAAAGCUCCUCCAGCUCCAACCCCUGCCACGGGCAGGGACACCUUCCACUAGAGCAGCUUGCUCCAAGGCCCUGUGUCCAACCUGGCCUUGAACACUGCCAGGGAUGAGCCAAAACCUCCAAAUCUGAAAGUCUUGUGGCUGCUGGAAUGUUUUGGCCACUACAUCACAACCUUAAACUUACCUCAUUUUGUCACAAGCAUAAACCCCAUAAAACCUGCAUUCCCAUGGGAAUGGAAACACGAACCGGGUGAUUGCUGCAGGGUGCAAAAUGCUUCGAUUACUAUUCAAAAUCAUUCUCUUGUUAAAUCAUAGAAUAGGUUUGGGUUGGAAUAUUUGGAGUAUUUCAUCCCUGGAACUGAUUGCAGCUCAGAUGGAUAAAACCAUCCCUUAGACAUCCUGAUGGAAACGUGUGGAAUAUCUUGGGAUCACUCCUAAUGAAGCGACACUACACCGAGGAUGAUUUAUAUAUCAUACAGCACACACGGGUACCAAGAACAUGAAAUCUUUUCUUAACUCAAUUUCAUUUUCCUUCCCGUUAACUAAUAAAGAACACAUCAGGUAAGAACAAGCCUCCAUCAUCUGCCAGGCUGAUUUUAAAUCCCUUGGGAUUAGUCACUGGACAGAUUCUCCACUAUGGGCCAGCGAUUUAUGAUCUCACAGCAGCUUGUCAGCACUCCAACCUUGCUGUGUAAAGCAUGAUGUGACACAGUGGAACAGCAUUUAUUAGGCACAUGGCUUUGGAUCUGCUGACACCCUGAAAAUGAAAUACAGGGGUCUUCUUAACCUGUAUACCUAUAACCUAUCUAGAGUUACCCACUUUAUUAAUAUGAAAUCACUUUUUGCAGUGGAACUGCUAUAUCUGAGUAUUAGAAUCUUCCCUUCAAUUUUUGUUAAGCACUCUACGUGUUUCUCUAACUGCUGUUGCCCAAAUGGACUUAUUGUGUUGUCUGCCCCUGGAUACCUUCAAACCAGCGUUGUUGAGCGCGGCGCUUGUUUCCUCCUAACAACCCAAGAGACCUGGUGCUCGCGUUUACAGGGUAGUAGCUACCUGGCAAGGCUUCUUUAGAAGCAGCAAGCCGUUUCCGAGCCAGAGAUGUGACUUUUACAUGUAACUGGGUCUAAAAUUAGUGAGUGCUGCCUGUGCAGGAAGGAAAUCGUAAGAGAACAGCCGCGGGCUGGCGGCAGCUCAGACGUGAGGUGGGGAAGGUAUUUUUUCUAUGUCCACAUCCUGAGGCUCGCGCUGCCUCUGUCAUCUCAACUGCCAAACCCUGCGGGUGAAAAUGCUCCUCUGGGCACUAGAGCAGCUUGCUCCAAGCCCCUGUGUCCAACCUGGCCUUGAACACUGCCAGGGAUGGGGCAGCCACAGCUUCUCUGGGCACCCUGUGCCAGCGCCUCAGCACCCUCCCAGGGAAGAGCUUCUGCCUAAGAGCUCAUCUCAGUCUCCCCUCGGGCAGGUUAAAGCCAUUCCCCUUGGCCUGGCCCUACAGGCCCUUGCAAAUUCCAACAUACAAUACAUCUCCCCCUCUCCCUCCAUUCUAACCCGUUUGGACAGUGCUUGUAUCUGGUUGCAUCUUUCAAACCCAUCUGGCAGUGGGGUAAAUGAUCUGACAGGGUGGUUGGAACUUAAUGGGCUUUAAGGUCCCUUCUAACCUGAACCACCCAAUGAUUCUAUGAUACCCGUGAUGCUCACCUCUGGUCAUGAAUGCAUUGGUGAGUAAAUUGACAGCAGGAAUUUUGGUAACAAUCCAAUAUCCCUUCAUGUCUUCACUUCCAGAUUUUUACUUGUCAGACCUAUUUGUUUGCUCUGCUGUUUGUCCUCACCUUCUUUGCCUUUGGAAAGCAUUUUGUAUCCCUCUUGUGUCUUCUUUCCACCAAGUGCAGUAUUUAGGGGUGCAAAACCAGCAUCCUGAGUGGCGGGGAUUGAACUAUUGGUGAGCAAGUCCAACAGCGAGAUCCUCAUAGUGAGCAACCCAUGGAUAUAUGGAUGGCCUGGUGCUUCGAGUCAAAUCAAGAUAUUGCUCUCAGUACAUCCAUUUUAACACCGCAGGGUUUACUCCCUCCCUCCCUCAAAUAUUACAUGCUCAGUCUUGAUGUGAACCUUUUCCUAGGUUUGGUUGUCUUGUUGGUGGCCGUAUCUCGUGCUAGGUGAUUUCCACAGAUUAUUUAUCACUUUGCAAUGAAUUUUGUGGGUUGUUCAGCUUCAUUGCAACAUGGGGUUAUGCACGUUGGAGGCACAUAAAGGAAGUAUAUGCUGAGUAAUGUCUCUACCCACAGAGAGCACCAACAAGUGUUGAUCUCUGAUGCAACCUUCACCCAACCUGCACGAGAUUGCAAAGUCAUCUGUGUUAUCUGCAUGGCAUUAUUUUAUGACAGGACAUUUUCUUUCUGUGCUGAAUGAGUAACACAGAGAAAGCAGCUGCUGUCGAAGCUGUAGAUGGACCUUUUUAUAUAAAUGGAAGGAGAGAACAAAUGAAUAAGAGAUGGGUGUAGUCUCUUCAGAGCUUCAGCAGGCUCAGAGCAGCAGAGCCAUCCACUGCCUGCUCUUAUCUCCAUCCCAUCACACUAAAGGGUGUAUCAAGUGUGAGCUUGUGAACUCGUUGGGGCACAAGCCCUGAGCUCAGCACUAGGAGUUACCAACAGCACUGGUGCAGAUCAGCCAGAGACACUCCCUUUGGCACUUGUUCAUCGCCCUUCUUCAAACAGCAUGCUUGAAAAUUAGUUAAAUUAAAUGCAUAAUGAAGAAACAACAAAUAAACUUUGUGCAGAGUAAUGUAGGCAUUAAAUGUAUGGAAUCAUGGAAUCCC